AUGAAUGACAAGGGCUUCACUGUCGUUGCUUACAAUCGCACUACCAGCAAGGUCGAUCACUUCCUUGCUAACGAGGCCAAGGGCGACAUUCAGGAACUGGUUUCCAAACUCAAGCGCCCCCGCAAAAUCGUCCUCCUCGUCAAGGCUGGGUCUGCCGUCGAUGAUUUUAUUCAUCAACUCGAGCCAUUCCUUGAAAAAGGUGAUAUCAUCAUUGACGGUGGUAACUCUCAUUACCCAGACUCGAUCCGUCGCACCAAAGAAUUGGAAGCCAAAGGCCUCCUUUUCGUCGGUUCCGGCGUUUCUGGUGGCGAGGAGGGUGCCCGUUAUGGGCCAUCUCUCAUGCCAGGUGGUUCCCCCGCUGCUUGGCCUGCUAUCAAGGAGAUUUUCCAGAAAACCGCAGCGCAGGUGAACGGUGAGCCAUGCUGCGACUGGGUCGGCGAGACAGGCUCUGGACACUAUGUCAAGAUGGUGCACAAUGGUAUCGAAUACGGAGAUAUGCAGCUGAUCGCUGAGGCCUAUGAUAUUUUGAAGAGGGGCCUCGGAUUGGCCGAGGAUGAAAUUGCCGAUAUCUUUUUGAAGUGGAAUAAGGGCGUCCUCGACUCUUUCUUGAUCGAAAUUACUGCCAACAUUCUCAAAUUUAAAGACGACGAUGGCGAACCUGUCGUCACCAAAAUACUUGACAAAGCCGGUCAAAAGGGAACUGGGAAAUGGACUGCGAUUGCUGCUCUUGAUGCAGGAACUGCAGUUACUCUCAUUGGAGAAGCCGUUUUUGCUCGUUGCCUGUCAGCCAUUAAAGACGAGCGUGUCCGUGCGAGCAAAGCCAUCGCUGGACCUCCUAAGGAACCAUUCCGAGGUGACAAACAACUUUUCAUUGAUGAUCUCGAGCAAGCCCUCUAUGCUUCCAAGAUUAUCUCCUAUACCCAAGGAUUCAUGCUCAUGAGGGAAACCGCGAAGGAGGUUGGCUGGAACCUCAACUACUCCGGAAUUGCUUCUAUGUGGCGUGGUGGAUGCAUUAUAAAAAGUGUUUUCUUGGGCGACAUCACUGCUGCCUACCAGAAGAAGCCCGACUUAGAGUCUCUCUUGUUCGAUGACUUUUUCAACAAAGCUGUACACAAAGCUCAACCCGGUUGGAGACGAGUUAUUGCUCAAGCUGUCCUCUGGGGUAUCCCUACUCCUGCCUUUAGCACCGCUCUUGCUUUCUUCGACGGCUACAGAAGCGCUAUUGUACCUGCCAACCUUCUGCAAGCUCAGCGUGAUUACUUCGGUGCUCAUACCUUCCGUGUUCUUCCUGGCAAAGAGAACGACAAAUUCAAGGCUGGGGAAGACAUCCGUUAG
Molecule: messenger RNA, 1335 nt
Organism: Psilocybe cubensis
Lineage: Eukaryota; Fungi; Basidiomycota; Agaricomycetes; Agaricales; Agrocybaceae
Exons: 8
Coding region: 1-1335 (444 amino acids)
Biological process (GO): pentose-phosphate shunt; pentose-phosphate shunt, oxidative branch
Cellular component (GO): cytosol
Molecular function (GO): phosphogluconate dehydrogenase (decarboxylating) activity; NADP binding
Source: RefSeq, a predicted model, not a curated record